CUAUAAAAACCACCUCUUUACUUCCUCUCAGUUAUUCUACUCACACUAUACUAUACUAUACUCCUUUUGCAGAGUGACAUUUUUACCAAUAAUUUAUUUUUACAAAGUUUUAUAUUUCGAAAUAAAAAAAAUAAAAAAAAAAUUGUUCUUGAGGAAAUAUGUCUCUGCUGAGUGAUCUCAUCAACUUGGACCUCUCUGAUACUACUGAGAAAACCAUCGCCGAGUACAUAUGGAUUGGUGGAUCUGGUAUGGAUCUUAGGAGCAAAGCCAGGACAUUUUCUGGUCCAAUUAAGCAUCCAUCAGAGCUGCCAAAAUGGAACUAUGAUGGCUCAAGUACUGGCCAAGCCCCUGGUGAAGAUAGUGAAGUUAUUCUUUACCCUCAGGCAAUUUUCCCCGAUCCAUUCCGACGAGGAAACCACAUCCUUGUGAUGUGUGAUACCUACACACCAGCUGGUGAACCUAUUCCCACAAACAAGAGAUAUGGUGCUGCUCAAAUCUUUAGCAACCCUGAGGUUGCUGCUGAGGUUCCAUGGUAUGGAAUAGAGCAAGAGUACACUUUGCUACAAAAGGAUGUGAAAUGGCCUUUGGGCUGGCCCGUCGGAGGAUUCCCCGGACCUCAGGGGCCGUACUAUUGUGGAAUAGGUGCAGACAAGGCGUUUGGUCGUGAUAUUGUCGAUGCUCACUAUAAAGCUUGUCUUUAUGCUGGCAUCAACAUUAGCGGCAUUAACGGCGAAGUUAUGCCGGGUCAGUGGGAAUUCCAAGUUGGACCGUCCGUCGGAAUCUCCGCAGGAGACGAGGUGUGGGUGGCUCGUUACAUUCUCGAGAGGAUUACCGAGAUUGCAGGAGUUAUCGUCUCUUUCGACCCUAAACCAAUUCAGGGCGACUGGAACGGAGCCGGCGCGCAUACAAACUACAGUACAAAGUCGAUGAGAGAGGAAGGAGGGUACGAAGUGAUAAAGAAGGCAAUCGACAAGCUCGGUUUGAAGCACAAGCAACACAUUGCUGCAUACGGUGAAGGCAACGAGCGCCGUCUCACCGGAAGGCACGAAACCGCCGAUAUCAACACCUUUAAAUGGGGUGUGGCGAAUCGUGGAGCGUCGAUUAGGGUUGGAAGGGAAACCGAGCAGGCGGGAAAAGGCUACUUUGAGGAUAGAAGGCCAGCUUCUAAUAUGGAUCCAUACAUUGUUACUUCUAUGAUUGCAGAGACAACCAUUCUCUCCAAAUCUUAAAAACAUCAUUAAAAAUUAUUCUGUCUUUUUUUUUUUUUUUUUUUAAUUUAUUGCAUUUUAAUUUCCUAAGUUAUUUGAAUGUGUUUUUAAUUUAGACCCAACAAUAAAAUUGUAACCUUCUGAAUUUGUUGGCUUGUUUGAUUGAAUUUGAUGUUUGGUACAUAAUUUGCAUUUAUUUAUGUAGAUUAUGUUCUAUUUAAAUG
This is a messenger RNA of Erythranthe guttata (spotted monkey flower), 1432 nucleotides long. RefSeq names its product glutamine synthetase cytosolic isozyme 1. Lineage: Eukaryota; Viridiplantae; Streptophyta; Magnoliopsida; Lamiales; Phrymaceae. Gene Ontology annotation, cellular component: cytoplasm. Gene Ontology annotation, molecular function: glutamine synthetase activity. The record is from RefSeq and is a predicted model, not a curated record.